Centruroides sculpturatus (bark scorpion) is the source of this 1203-nucleotide messenger RNA. RefSeq names its product UDP-glucose 4-epimerase-like. Gene Ontology annotation, molecular function: UDP-glucose 4-epimerase activity. NCBI's taxonomy places the organism in Eukaryota, Metazoa, Arthropoda, Arachnida, Scorpiones, Buthidae. The transcript has 10 exons. Gene Ontology annotation, cellular component: cytosol. Gene Ontology annotation, biological process: beta-D-galactose catabolic process via UDP-galactose, Leloir pathway. The coding region runs from base 80 to 1150 and encodes 356 amino acids. The record is from RefSeq and is a predicted model, not a curated record.
UAGCGAGUCAAAAUUAUACUAAGGCAUUCAAUCAGUGUUGUCAACACUCGCUCCCAGGUAUUCGGAGGAUACGCACGGGAUGGACUGCAAGAAGACUGUGUUUGUGACCGGAGGUGCAGGUUUUAUUGGAAGUCACACUGUCACAGAACUUUUGCAGGCCAAUUAUCAUGUUGUGGUCGUCGAUAAUUUUGUUAAUGCGGUUUCUGGUAAAAGUGGGGAAGCACCAAGUCUGAAGAGGGCAGAAGAGAUAACUGGCAAGAAAGUAACGUUUUAUCACUGUGAUCUCUUGGAUAAAGAUGCACUCGGGAGGAUAUUUCGCAAGCACAAGGUUGAUUAUGUUGUCCAUUUUGCUGCAAUGAAAGCUGUAGGAGAAUCGAUGGCGAAACCACUCUUUUAUUAUAAAAAUAAUGUCGUCAGCACUAUUAACCUGUUAGAAGUCAUGUGCGAAAAUGGCGUUUACAAUAUGGUUUUUAGUAGUUCUUGCGUAGUUUAUGGUAAACCUCAAUAUCUUCCGAUCGACGAAGCUCAUCCCACGGGAAAUGUUAUUAAUGUCUACGGAAGAACAAAAUAUACUAUCGAACAAAUAUUAGAAGACAUGUGCAAGGCAGAAAAGAAAUGGAAUAUCAUUUCUUUAAGAUAUUUCAAUCCAGUUGGUGCUCAUUCCUCAGGAUUAAUUGGAGAAGAUCCUACAAGAGCCUUUACUAAUCUCAUGCCAUAUAUUGGGGAAGUAGCAGCUGGUAAACAGAAUGAAUUGGUUAUUUUUGGUGGUGAUUAUGACACACCAGAUGGAACAGGUGUAAGAGAUUACAUUCAUGUAAUGGAUUUAGCAUCAGGGCAUGUUGCAGCAAUAAAGAAACUAACAGAAAAUCCAAGAUAUAAAGUAUAUAAUUUAGGAACAGGUAGAGGAUUUACUGUACUUCAGUUAGUGAAAGCUUUUGAGAAAGCCUGUGGUAAAAAGAUACCCUAUAAGAUCAAUGACAGGAGAUUGGGUGAUGUUUCAGAAAUUUGGGGAGAUUGUACUCUAGCUGAAAAAGAACUUGAAUGGAAAGCCAAAUAUGGACUGGAUAAGAUGUGUGAAGAUUUCUGGAGAUGGCAAAAGAUGAAUCCAAAUGGAUAUAGAACAAUUGAUGAUGAUAAUAUACAAAAAUAGCUAAAGAUCAAUUGUAAAAUCACUACAGUUAACAUUUUAAAAUAAUUUUAAAU